UCUCUUUCUUUCCGGUUGUCAAAAGUGCAGUGCAUCCCGAACCGCAAAACAAUGGCCGACGUUGAUGUUGAUGUUCCCUCCGCAGCCCCCGUUCUGGAUGGCGCCAUGGACAUUAACACCGCCCUGCAGGAGGUCCUGAAGAAGUCCCUGAUCGCCGAUGGACUCGUCCAUGGCAUCCACCAGGCCUGCAAGGCCCUGGACAAACGUCAGGCUGUCCUGUGCAUCCUGGCCGAGUCCUUCGACGAGCCCAACUACAAGAAGCUGGUCACCGCCCUGUGCAACGAGCACCAGAUCCCCCUGAUCCGCGUGGACUCGCACAAGAAGCUGGGUGAGUGGUCCGGUCUGUGCAAGAUCGACAAGGAGGGCAAGCCCCGCAAGGUGUGCGGCUGCUCCGUGGUCGUGAUCAAGGAUUUCGGUGAGGAGACACCCGCUUUGGACGUGGUUAAGGACCAUCUCAGGCAGAACAGCUAAACUAAACGCUGUACCCUGUCUGUUGAAUGAGAGACUACGUGAAAGUUUUUUUUAAGCUUAUCGCUAAUUGAAAAUAAAACGUAUUUGCACCUGAAUCCAGAUGAAAAUAAAAGAAAGUUGACCUUUUUA
This is a messenger RNA of Drosophila elegans, 600 nucleotides long. RefSeq names its product 40S ribosomal protein S12 (gene RpS12). The transcript has 4 exons. Gene Ontology annotation, biological process: translation. The coding region runs from base 52 to 471 and encodes 139 amino acids. The record is from RefSeq and is a predicted model, not a curated record. Lineage: Eukaryota; Metazoa; Arthropoda; Insecta; Diptera; Drosophilidae. Gene Ontology annotation, cellular component: cytosolic small ribosomal subunit; ribosome. Gene Ontology annotation, molecular function: structural constituent of ribosome.